GCUUAAUAAUAUUCAGCUGCUAGCAGUAACUUAUGGUUAAGACCUUUGAGACAGCGAAAGUGCUUUGAGUCAUAUCUUCUACUGACUAGUAGUCAGACUUUUAGGGCAACAUGUGUCCAGGCAUUCAGUCAUGAUUGAGUUCUGCUCGGAGUAUGUUGGCGCAAAGCUGUUGCCUUCGACUGCUGAUCCUCCUCCUUCUGUUCACAUCAAUCUGCAGCGUUUCGAAAAAAUCCCUCAAAUACUUCAGGAACCGAAAAUUGCGAGAGAGAAGGAUCAAAUUGUUCGGCACCAAGAAGACAGAGAUUCAAUCACUCUUGAUAAGUACGUGGAACUAUACGGAUGCCAAUUUGCAGGCAUGGAGUGUGUUGCAGCAAGGACAUCGAAGGACUCGUCAGGCGGUGAUACAGGGAUGCAUGGCCUGCCAGAACCAGCGAUGUGGACGCCUUCUGGCCGGAAGAUCCUCUCCAGAUACGGAGGGAGCACUCACCCUGGAGGCAGCCAUUAUGGAUGGAGAAAGCUUGGAAUACGGUGCAGUGGCUGGGAUGGAUGGAGUUCGGAAUGCCAUUCUAGUAGCCGAUGCAGUUCUGAAAUACACAAAACAUUCCGUUCUGGUCGGGAAAAGUGCAACGAAAUUCGCCAGAUCUUUGGGUUACAAAGAGGAGUACCUCACGGAUGCGAGAACGAAAAAUGUCUUGAAAAAGUGGAGUUCAAACGGCUGUCAGCCGAAUUUCUGGCGAGAUGUACAUCCUUCGCCGGCGGAAAACUGUGGACCAUAUUCACCCCUACCCGAGCACCUGCAUCAGCAUCCGAUGCACCAGGAAUAUGCCAUCACACAGGGUCAACACGAUCAGCUGGCCUUCUUGGCCCUGGAUGCGGAGGGUAAAUUCCAUGUGGCCAGCCAAUCAAGUGGCGCCCAAUUCCGGAUUCCCGGUCGAGUGGGUGAUUCGGCGGUGCCUGGUGCCGGGAUUUAUGCGGAUAACGAAGUGGGCGGUGCGGUGGCCAGUGGCGAUGGCGAUGUCCUGAUGCGCCACCUGCCCGCCUUCCUGGCCGUCGAAGCAAUGCGAGCGGGAAAGGAUCCAGACCAGGCGGCCGAGUGGGUGGUGCAACGCCUGCUGAGGCACAAUACGGAAUUCAAUGGAGCCGUGGUGGUGGUCAACCGACGGGGCAUCUAUGCCGCGGCCUGUGCAGGACUCGACGAGUUUCAUUUCGUGGUCAGUGGGGGCAAGGAAUACCUCAGCAUGGCGCGGGUGGAGCGGGUCAAGUGCUUGGAGCGGGAGAAUGAAGUCAUAGAUGGUGGACCCAAAGGACUGUUUCCCACCAUUCCCGAAAAACAAAAGGUUCCAUGAGGGUAGACCUACUUAGUCAUUUCUUUGUCUAUUACUUAGUUGCUUAAAAGACCAUUAGCUAUAAGAUAUGAUUUGGCCACAAAUUUUAAUAUUUUCUUUUCCAUUUACUUUUCGGGGGACUCCCUUACUUAUGAAAAUAUUGACCUAUUCUCAUUUUCUUUUCUAUCAUUCGGUUUUCCCUAUUACCAAGGCUAAAAACUUUUUAC
Messenger RNA from Drosophila simulans, 1552 nucleotides. Its product is annotated as L-asparaginase-like protein GD25160. Gene Ontology annotation, biological process: protein deglycosylation. Gene Ontology annotation, cellular component: lysosome. Lineage: Eukaryota; Metazoa; Arthropoda; Insecta; Diptera; Drosophilidae. Gene Ontology annotation, molecular function: N4-(beta-N-acetylglucosaminyl)-L-asparaginase activity. The transcript has a single exon. The record is from RefSeq and is a predicted model, not a curated record. Bases 153 to 1346 code for a protein of 397 amino acids.